Hyposmocoma kahamanoa is the source of this 1084-nucleotide messenger RNA. It is a transcript of the gene Apt1, whose product is annotated as acyl-protein thioesterase 1. The transcript is spliced from 6 exons. Bases 154 to 816 code for a protein of 220 amino acids. Gene Ontology annotation, cellular component: cytoplasm. Lineage: Eukaryota; Metazoa; Arthropoda; Insecta; Lepidoptera; Cosmopterigidae. Gene Ontology annotation, molecular function: carboxylic ester hydrolase activity; palmitoyl-(protein) hydrolase activity. The record is from RefSeq and is a predicted model, not a curated record. Gene Ontology annotation, biological process: protein depalmitoylation.
GUACGUGCAUUAUUGCUACAUUACCUAGUACAUAAUUUAAACGCAGCAAUUGCUUUUCCGUUCCUAGCGGACAGUUCUACGUUGUCUGGACUUGUCCGGCGUCGGUGUUAACUACCGAGUUAAGACUUGUAUUGAUUUUCACGUAAUUUGAUAAUGGAACCAAAUCCUGUAAUUAUUGCCGCUACGGCAAAACACACAGCCUCUCUUAUAUUUUUGCAUGGUCUUGGUGAUACAGGCCAUGGCUGGGCCAGAACGAUCGCCGAUAUCAGGGGCCCACAUGUCAAGGUUAUCUGUCCUACGGCAUCAACAAUGCCAGUGACCCUAAAUGCUGGAUUUCGUAUGCCAUCAUGGUUUGACUUAAGGACUCUUGAUGCUACAGCACCUGAAGAUGAAGAGGGCAUUGAAAGAGCUACAGCCCUUAUGCAUGAGCUCAUUACAAAUGAGAUUAAAUCAGGUAUUCGCCCAGACCGAGUGCUUGUUGGUGGAUUUUCCCAAGGAGGAGCUCUAGCACUUCACUCAGCUUUAACUUACCCAUCUCCACUGGCUGGUGUUAUAGCCCUGUCUUGCUGGCUACCCAGACAUGCCCACUUUCCUGAAGAAGUGAAGGCGCCUCUUGAUUUGCCGAUAUUUCAAGCCCACGGCGACUGCGAUCCCGUAGUCCAGUUCAAAUGGGGCCAGAUGACAGCAUCGUUUUUGAAGACUUUUAUGAAGAAUAUUGAAUUCAACACAUACCAGGGCCUUUCACAUAGCUCUUCUGAGGCAGAACUUAAGGAUAUGAGAGCGUUUAUAGAAAGGACUUUGCCUCCUUUAAAAUAAAAUACCAUGAGAUAAUUAAAUAGUAAAAGGUUUAACGUACCUAUAGACUUCCAUGUUUUUAUUUAAAGCUGCAGGCAUCAUUUACUAUAUAAAUAAAGAAUCCAAAAUAAAUGGUUUAUAAUAGCUAUGUAUUACAUAAUCAUCAAUGUAUGUACUACACGUAGGCAACAGUAAACAUUACUCAUGUUUUCCUUUGACUACAAAAGCAUUUGUACAUACAUUAUGUUUUUAUUUCUCUAAGAUUAGUAGUUACGUAUUAAAACUUCAU